Molecule: messenger RNA, 552 nt
Organism: Guillardia theta CCMP2712
Lineage: Eukaryota; Cryptophyceae; Pyrenomonadales; Geminigeraceae
Exons: 5
Coding region: 1-552 (183 amino acids)
Source: RefSeq, a predicted model, not a curated record
AUGACUCCAGCAUCCCAGCGCCUCGUCGCCAUCCUGGAUGUCGAUAAAGAGCUCGAGAGCUGCCGUACGCAGCUGAGGAAGGAGUGGGCGGACGCCUACGGGUGGCUCCUUGACAUGGGAUUCAUCGAACGCUCGGACCCCAACUCUCCUCCUGAUCCUUUCGCUCCAGGACAGAAACUCACUCCCCGCGGGUACGCGUGCGCGGCUUUCGCAGACGGCUAUCCUCUUGUCCUCGGGACGGUGGUGGCGGACGGGGGGCUGGAGCAUCUGACACUAGCAGAGAUCGCCUCCUGGUUGUGCUUGUUCCUCCGCGAAGGAAGAUCGCGCGGUCCACCAGGGCGGGACGGCAGGAACAAAGAAAGCAUGCUCCAGCUACCUGAACCUUCUCCUGCUCUCCUCGAGACUUUUGACUACACCGACGAACUUGCUUACCACUUCGAGGCGGUCAUGCGAGUCAUCUCCUACAUGGAAGUUCUCAAGGAUGUCCUGCUGGGCCUUGGCUUCUACGAGAUGUGGGCGCAUCCAAUCAGCAACUCUCCUGCUUCGACAUGA